Molecule: messenger RNA, 817 nt
Organism: Lolium perenne
Lineage: Eukaryota; Viridiplantae; Streptophyta; Magnoliopsida; Poales; Poaceae
Source: RefSeq, a predicted model, not a curated record
UCCGUCCUCCCGCGAAUCCCUCGCCGCCGCUCGCUGCAGCACAGCGGCGCAACCACCUCGUGCGCCUCCGGUACUAAGGACACGCGAGAAAUGGCGCAGCCGUCCCCCCUCUCGCCCACCCUGCCCUUCGUCUUCGCCUGCGAUGGGAUCCGCGGCGUCGACCGACAGGGCCGAGCGGCGGAGGCGGGACCGGCCGCUGGGUCAAGGCGACGCGUCCACCGCGGGGCCCCUGGUGACGAUUCCGGAGGAUACGGAGGCCGCAGAUGUUACGAGAAGGGGGUGUAAGGUGUCACCGGAGCCGAAGGAGGGUGGAGAGCCGGCGGCGGCGCAGCCGGGAUCUCCAAGCUUUAGGAUCUACUGCCAGGAUACGUCCCGAGUCGACGCCCUGGUGGCCGCCUCCGACGCCGCCGACGACAGGGACGAGCUCGCCAGGGCCACGGAGGCGUCUCUGGCGAUCAGGAACAACGAUCUUGCAGGCGGCUCCGACGAGCUGUCCAAAUCCAAGGAGCAAAGCGGGUGGAUGAAGUUCAGAGGCCUGGCGCUCGUCGACGCGCUGUACAGCUUGAUCGUCUGCCGCAGCAAGGCAGCUUCAGCUCACAAUCCUCCUCAUCCUCAUCCUCCUCCUGCUGCUGUUGUUGCUGCAAAACCUGAUCAACCCCAUGUUGUUUUGCCACCUAGACCUGCUCCUCCACGACCCUUUUUCUGAUCAUUCAGUAGCGUGUAAAAUGCGGCUGAUUCACUCACCUCCUGUACUUGAUCCUGGCCGUCGUUUGUAAGCUGACCCUGCAUAUGAGCAACUAACUGAUUUCGUCUGUGA